GUUCAGUUCCGGUUUCAACAAUAAGUAGCGUACGCGACUCUCCUGAAAUUACUCCGAAUAACCGACGACGACCGGCACGCUAUAUUGUUACGUCAGCAUCGAGAUGACUUCCGCAAAGAAAUAGUCUUGCUCCGAAUCAUGAUUGGCCGGUGCGUUUGAACCUCAAUGAUCGGAGCUGUACGUGAAUACGUUGAAUAGAAAUUUUUGAAGCUGCGCUAUUCGGAAACGGGGAGAAAAUGCUCGCGGUUACUUUCGUCGCAUUAUUUUGUGCUUUGAGUCUGAAUUCUUCCGACUUCUCCGAGGCGAUGCCGGUAGCCGGAAAGCCGGUGAUCGCGGAACGUAAAUCCGUAGCAACCAGGUCGGAAAUACCGGCAGCGAUCAUCACCAGGGACAAACUAAUCGAGAUCGCUCGUUACGCGAUGCGUAGGGUGGCUUCGAGGUUCAACAUCACUCUUCAAACCACCGCAAGUUCCGAGAAACUUCCUCGUUACGUGGAAAAAGCUAACGUCGUUUCUCGACGCGUCGACAAAGCCGAGGCCAAGCCGACCACUCUUCGUUCGAAGUACAGUUACGAAGUUUUUGGAAAUUCCGAUCCAAGUGGACGAGGAGAUUCCAUUCAGGGGUUGGCACCGCCUUGCAAAAAGGACGACAAACUGGAAGAUUUCGGUUCGCUAGUUUUGGACACAUCCGUCAUCGAUAUUGGAAAAGAAAGUGUCAACGGUGAUCAUCGAUUGUCGGCGAACGGCGUAGAGGGUGGACCGUACCUGAUGGUCGAGCCGUUUCUCGGCUAUCCCGGUGGAAAAAAACCACCUGAGUCUACCACUCCUAAUCGUUACGACUUCGAAAUAAUACCGAAAUUUCCCGAAACCGAACCAGUUCCCGCGAAGCCGGAAAAAACCACCGAAGUCGCGACGAAGGAAAAGGAUCAGCAGCAGCCUCCGUCGCCUAUAAUAUUGAAGGACUUGACGAUCGAGCCGAUUCCGUCGGGAGAAUCUAAAGGAGGAGCCGCGAUGUCCGUACCUUUCGAAGCUGUGAUAACGUUCACGAGACAGCACUCUGCGUCGCUGCCGAAAUCGAAAAUGUCGAGAGUCGACGACAUGGAGGUAAUUCCAACGAGGGAUCCUCCGGAUGAUUUUCCGCCAUAUUUUGAAACGGUUUACACGCUGGAGAAAAAAAUGAACGACUCCUCCGGUGGUGCGAAUUUCACCAAAGUCCACCGAAACGCCGUCAACGAAGUGGACGUUGAUAAAAAGGACAAGACCAAUGACAUGCUGAAAAGGCAGACACCGAAGAUCGGCGACAUAUUAGGCAUGCUCGGUAUUUCCACGAAAACUACGAAAUUCGGCGGAAACUCGAAAAAUCCAACGCCUGCGUCUGCCCUUAUCGCCAGUCCGCCGAGAAAGACGAAUCCAUUCCAAAUAUCGAACAACAAACCCGAAGAGAUCACAACGACGCCUCGAACCCGCGACGGUGCGAUGUUCCAGAGACAAGAAAUCGAGGAGUCGUCCGAAGAGGAGGAGGAAGGAGGAUCGCUGGGAUCCGUUACGGAUCUACUUCCCCUGGUUCUACCCAUCCUGGAAGACCUCAGUGACCCGAACACCGACACAAAUGUUGCCGACCUUCUUCAAGCCGGUUUACCCUUGGUACAAGGCCUGUCGCAAGGCGGGGGAGACGGAGAAGGAAUCGACUUCGUAGGCGUCGUCACACCAAUUCUAACGAGCUUGUUCGGGCCUAGUCGCAACGGCACCGGAACGGUUCUUCAAGCGAUCCUUCCACUGGUGCUUCCAUUGCUGACUCCGUUCAUCGCACCUCUAAUCGGUCCCCUGGUUCAGGCGAGCACAAACCCUGGAGACCAAGGCGGAUCAUCGAUCGUUCCGGUGAUUCAGGCGCUCGCCGGACCCCUGAGUCUGCCGGCCGAACCUGGUGGCAUUUCACCCGCCGCAGGACUAAUAUCCGGGAUUAUAGCCAGCCUCAGCAAAGACUUGAAAUCCGGUAAGGGUGGAUCCGACGUCGGCGCUCUCGUCAGCACACUGGUUUCCGGGUUGAUCGCCGGUGGGAGUGCGGGAAUCAGCGCCGGACUCAACAGUAAAACGAAACACCCGCCUACGUCCGUGUCACACGGAUACGGAACGUAUGGCCAGGGUCCCGUUCCGGCUGGCAGCGUCGAUACCUUCGAUCUUCUGGGCGCGUCGAUCAAAGAGAUUUUCGGAUUAUCGCUGCAACUUGUGACGACCGUAGUCUCGUCGGUGACGGGGAUUUUGGGUGCCAGUUCCACGCCGCAACAACCUCGACCCGUUUACGGGCCUCCGACCAACGCAGCUUAUUCACGCCUAAGGUAAUCCAAAACCUGGGAAAUAUUUCCAAUCGACAAACGACAUCCUCAAAAACGAUUGCUCAACUAUUCCCAAAAGCGACGAAUGAAAAAUUUCCCACAUUAUUGGGUGAUCGAUGAUUCGCCUGGGCGUUCUACCAUAAAUUUCAUUGAUUUCAUCGCGUAGAUUUAGUUCGAAAUGACGUCACGGAAUUAUAGGUGAUUUUGCGCUCGAAGAAAAAAAUCAAACAAAAAUUAAUUUAUGUGCAGACUUUCCAAUUCGUGAGUUCGAUUUAUAUUCGAUUUUUUUUUUUUCUUUUUCUUUUUCUUAUCCUGGAAACAGAUUUUUAACAAAGUUCUACAUGAUGUGAUUCAAUUGACCGUUGAAAUAGUUGAAUUUAUCCGCUUUCAAUUGAUGUUACUGCAAUUGAAAUUUUACCUCAGAAAUAACGUCAUCUGAAAUUCAUUUCUUCGGGCUAAUUGAAUUGGGAUGUUUGUAUAUCGCUGUAAAUUUGUACAAUGCGGAUAAUUAUUCUGUGUUACAUAUUGUUAUUAUUAUCAUCAUCAUUAUUAAUAUUAUUAGCAUUUUAACUGUAAUAUGUGCCUACGUACAUAACACAAAUGAAUAAGUGAAAGUCGAAUACAACUCACAUGUAGGAGUGAAAAAACAAUAGGACGUCAUUUGGUAUCAACGAUAAAGGUAUGUAACUAUAUAAUUACAUGGGUGAUAAAUUUGUUCAUGUAGAAUAUAAUAAAUAGAUGUAUAUUUAUAGCAGCUAUCAGUACUUAACGUACACUAUUUAAAAUUACUCAAAUGUUGUCGAUCGUUUUAAUUUCCAUCUGUACAAAUGAAUAUACCUAUGUAUACAGGCGCGCACUUUGAUCAAGUUGGAUAACCAUGCCGGUAGAAUUAACGGCGAGAAAAUUUGUAAAACCUACACUUUCCUCCGAUAUAGAUAUGUGUGUAAAUUGUGCCCCAGAAGUCGACCGGUAAUAAAAAUCAGCAAACAGAACCCAAUUUUUUUUCCUCUUCAUUAUUUUUUCCCGGUCUACUUCCGCAUGGCUCCGGCAGUAACUUGGAACUUUGAGGAAGUAUCGAAUCUCCGGUUACGCGCACUCUACGCUGCAGGUACGUACAUAAGUAGGUAUAAUGCGUGUAAUAUAUAAGCACUCAUGUACUUACAUAUCUCCUGUAACACGCGGUAUACUUAUAUGACGUAGUUUGUUACGCAUGGAGCAAAUUUUCGUUACGCCUAGCGGUGCAGUUCGUUGAUAUAAAAGUACAUCGUGUAGGAUUUGUAAUGAGAAAUCGUUCACCGAGUGUUCCGAGUGCUCGGGGUAUUUGCGUAUUACAGGAUCUUCAGUCAACGGUAUUACCAGGUGACGCAGCUAUAUACGCCACACGCAACAUAUUCCGUCCUGGUAGCCGCUUCAUUCCAACUCCGAUAAUAAUUCAACCGACAUUAUACCGUAUAUUUUCAGCCGUAUUAACGUUUUCCACUUUCUAAUAUUCUUCGACAUUUUACUACAACUAUAGCGUAUACGCGCAUGCAGGUGACACGGGGGAAUUUUAGGAAUAUGUAAUUAUAGUACACAAGGUGAAAUCACGACCGCGGAUUUUCGAUUAUCCGCUGCAGCUCGUUAAUCCGCGAUAAGCUUCGUGUUUUAUCGUUUUUUAAGCGGGUAUUGGAAUUUAUCGGUGGAAUUGGAUGCCGUAAACCAAACCGAACUGAGAAGUGAAUUUUGGGAGGCAGAAGGAUUUCUUGAAAAAUAAAAAAACGGAAUGCAACAUUCUUAAGGAAAUAAUGAAUCAGUUGUGAACUUUCACCGAAGUACACACAAUAAGACACUUAUUAAUGUAAUUAUGAGAUCGUGUUUUAAUUACAGUUUACCGUGCAUUGUAUAGUUAAUAUAUACGAUGUAUUCUUCAUAAAAAUUUCUCGUCCAAUGUCAGGCUAUAAGGCGAAUGAAUAAACAUAGUAAGAAUACUUAGUAAAUGUAGUGGCGCAUCUGGUUAAUUUUAUGCACUCGUCGCAACUAUAUCCACGUUUGAAAAGCGAUGAGAAACUGCAACUCUCUCCCGUGAAGGUGUACGAGAGAUUUUUGAAUUAAAAUUACCCUGUAGCAAGUGCGAAACGUUCUACUAUUCAACUGUGGUAUAUUGUCGAAGAGAUAAAAUAGCGAAACUCAUACGUAUACGUAUAUCGGCAAACGAGUUAUUUAUGCGCGUUGAAGUUAAAUUCGAAAGAACUAGCGCAUUGAAAAAUAAAAAGUAAAAUGUACGUACGUUUCGGGUUACGAGAGCCGAAGAUAUUAAAGCAAGAUUACAUGAACUUUCGCCUUUCUGCCGAAAAUCUCUUACAAUAAGCCGAUUUGCGAAUUUCAAUUUGUCUCCUGCGUACUUUUGACUUUUUAUCCGAUAGCGGGUGAAAUCUUUGCGUUACGAAUACAGGUUCUAAACAUGUUUUCUAAAUUAAUUAGAUGUACACAUGCUAUUUUUUGGUUCUGACCAACGAUAUAAAUAAUUAUAAUGUUAUGUAAACUCGUUUCAUUUAUUCAAGCUCAUACAUUCACCGACCAGAAUUUAACAAAAACUUGUGAGCGUAUCAAAUUAAGCUGGCAUGAAACAAAAGAAGACGAGAUAAAAAAAUCGGACUUCAUAUAUGAACAAUGUUCAAAGUUUAUAUAUCUGGAGUAUUUCACAAUCGGUUCUUUUUUUUUGCACUUCCGAUCUCUAUUUUUGCUCAUGAUUCUGCAGUCUGAAGAACGUGUAGGUUUUUUGAUAAACUUCUCUUCAAGUACAAAGAGAAAUGAAAUUCUUUCCUUGUACCGAAUCCUUUCUAGUGAAUUUACAUGCUAGCAAACUUUUUUUGGUUCCUAUAAUUUUUCUGUUUUUAUUUUCAUAAAAUCUCGUUACAUUUUCCACGCAUUUCAACUACAUACAUUUGAGCGUUAUUCAAUAAUUUUUUUGAACGGUCCAGAGUGAUAAUCGUACACCCGAAAGGCGUUGAUAUCCACGGAAUGUAUUGUGCGGUUAGAAAUUGGCCUGCAGCUCGCAAAUGAACAGAUCACAUGCGAUGGUCGCAACGCUGU
Athalia rosae (coleseed sawfly) is the source of this 5404-nucleotide messenger RNA. RefSeq lists its product as uncharacterized. Bases 237 to 2339 code for a protein of 700 amino acids. The record is from RefSeq and is a predicted model, not a curated record. The transcript has 10 exons. NCBI's taxonomy places the organism in Eukaryota, Metazoa, Arthropoda, Insecta, Hymenoptera, Athaliidae.